CUAAAGUCCAGCCCCCUUCCGCUAUAGUUUCCUGCUGACACUAGUGCCUAUACUAUGCAUUCCGAGGGAAAGGCAAAUCAGCAUCCCGAUGUUCGGGAACCCUGCCAUUUUGCUGGUUCCCCAACUUGCACGAAAGCUCAGAUUGUACUUCCUGCUCACAGCCAUCUCAGUUGUCAGCUCACAUUGGGACCUUAACCGGAUAGCGAUACACGCUGAAGCGUUUUUUUUUUCCUAUUUAAUUCUUGUGGACGGAUCAUCCAUGUCGUUCAAAGUGAACGCCAAGGGAUGCCCGUAUUGCAAUAACUUGGAAACGGGACGCGUUGAUGCGCAAGUUUCGGGCUGCAUCAGUGUGCCUUCUGAUGGUUUCGACGCACGAACGUUGGUCGGGAAACCCCUGCAAUCCAAGCCAGUCUGAAAACAAUAAGAUGAUGUUCCGUGCUCAAACCGGAACGUAGUUCAAACGGACCUCAGGAGGAAGAGAAACAAUGUGAAGGUGAUGUUUCCAUGGGUCACGGCGUUCCACUUUGAAGGGUCGCAGGUGGUUUCAUUGGCCAUGACAAGGAAGGAAGUCCUCUAAUCAGUACAAUGAACUUUGCUGGCGAGGC
Cantharellus anzutake is the source of this 605-nucleotide messenger RNA. RefSeq lists its product as uncharacterized. The record is from RefSeq and is a predicted model, not a curated record. Lineage: Eukaryota; Fungi; Basidiomycota; Agaricomycetes; Cantharellales; Hydnaceae. The transcript is spliced from 4 exons. The coding region runs from base 89 to 415 and encodes 108 amino acids.